Molecule: messenger RNA, 2001 nt
Organism: Lecanosticta acicola
Lineage: Eukaryota; Fungi; Ascomycota; Dothideomycetes; Mycosphaerellales; Mycosphaerellaceae
Source: the annotation of a GenBank genome assembly
AUGCCACCUGAAGGUCAUCCCGGUAUUGUCUCUGGUGCCUCGACUCAAUCCUCCGACGUCCUGCCUGACUUGGGACACGUCCUGCAAUACCUGGACCCAGCGACGUCCAAGGCGACGACCACCACGGCCACGACGAAUUCGGGCAUGGCGGCGACCACUGGCUUCACACCAGAUCGAGCACCGCCGCCUUUACCAAAUGAUAGGGAGCCCGUGGACCGACUCCCUCUGCCGGAUCAGCCCCAGUCAUCCGAUGAUAGCUCGACGUUCCCCAGAGCGCAGCCACUUCGAUAUUCUCCGCAGCCAUUUGGACAUUCUCCAUCGCAGAGAAGAGAACGAAAGCCGAGCAACGCCUCGGCAAUGGACGGGGGACAUUUCCCACGCAUGGACUUUGACUUCAACGACCGUGACCGUGAUGACCCUCCGCCUCCGCAACGCAAUCCGUCCCGUCAGGGCGGCGCGAUGAUGAGAUGGGGACCGCCUCCUACCCCCAGCGACUACGGCUACGACGACGACCGUCCGUACUAUCCUCGCCCUCCCUGGGACUACGGACGCCCGGUCCCACCGAAGGACUGGUGGUCCGAAGACCCUUACUACAAUCGUCCCUACCGUCGGCCCUCCACCAUUCGCGAAUCGGUGGAAUGGCGGGGAUCAAAUCACGGAGGCAGAGGUCCGCCGCGCCCGCCUCGCGGUGGGAGAUACCGUGGCAUGUCCGAGGAGCCCUCAGACGACGGCGGCGAGAGCGAUGAGCAGCCGCUGCGCAGGAAACCGCAAAAGAAGGCGGCAGCAACAAGCGCCAAGAAUUCGAGCCCGCCGCCGGAGAUCGUAUAUCGAUUGCCGUUCACGACGUGGAUGAAUCGAUCUGCCAAAGGCCGUAUGUGAUUCCCCUCAUUCUCCCCGGGGCUGGUAUGCGUGCGUACUGAUAUCUUCUUAGAUUUCGUCGCGUUAAUUGGCGAAUUCAUGGGCACGACGAUGUUCCUGUUCUUCGCAUUCGCUGGCACCCAAGUUGCUAAUGUAGGUGCCGGCAACAAGGCCAAUCAGUCCACCACCAAUGCGAGCACCGGAUUCAGUCCCAUCGUAUUGCUGUACAUCUCCCUCUCCUUCGGAUUCAGCUUAAUGAUCAAUGUCUGGAUUUUCUUCCGAAUUUCGGGAGGCCUGUAAGUCCACGUACCCAUUGAACGUGUGUUCAAUCUUACCCUGCUAACGAAUGACAGGUUUAAUCCUGCCGUAACGCUCUCCAUGGUGAUGGUCAAAGCCAUCUCGGUCGUCAGAGGAUUACUGCUUAUUGGCGCUCAACUCGUCGGAGCGGUCUUCAGUUCUUACGUGGUGUCUGUACUCUUCCCGACCACUUUCAACGUCCGAACGACCCUCUCCAAGGAUACGUCCGUCGCGCGGGGUGUGUUUGUAAGUCAAGCCCAUUCCACUCACAAAGUCCUCACCCAUUGACCACUUGUUGGACAGAUCGAAGCCGUCCUGACAGGCGAGCUCGUCUUCACCAUCUACAUGCUUGCGAACGAAAAGCACAAAGCCACCUUCAUGGCUCCCAUCGGUGUCGGCCUGGCCCUCUUCGUGGCGGAAAUGGUUGGCGUGUACUACACCGGCGGUAGUCUGAAUCCCGCGAGAUCCUUCGGGCCCUGCGUGGUCUCGGGAGUCUGGGAUCCUGAGCAUUGGAUCUACUGUGAGUAGCAGCUUACGCGCCCCUGCGCUGCGUCUCCUUGACCAUAGAUAGCUGACGUGGUGACGUUAAGGGGUCGGACCCGCCGUCGGCGCAGUCCUUGCUUGGGCAUUCUAUCGGUUCAUCAAGGUAAGCAGUGACGACCCCAAGGAAACCCCUCUGCCUCGCCACGCAACAUGCUGAUCUUCCUUUUCCGUGUCCUACAGAUUCUGGAAUACGAAAUGGCCAACCCGGGUCAGGAAUCGAGCAGUGAGGAGGAGGCUGCGGCCGAGGCGGCCGAUGUCACCCCCAAGAAGGCGGAAAAGGCUAGCUCCGAGGACAUUGUGUGA